AAAAAAAAAAACCAGGGUUCUGAAUGAGGGCCGGUGGCAGAGCCGGCCUUCGAAGCUGGCGGGGUUGCUUGAAGCCAUGAAAGCCGGUCGGGCUGCGUGGAGGAGAUGGCUGGAAGCUUUUGCUUUCCUCAGCCUCCUGGCCUUCCUCCUCCUCUCCUUCCCGCCCGCGUCGCCGGCUCUGGCCUCCCCUGAGGAGAAGCUCCGGCAAGCCUGCAACACCUGUCGAGGGAUCGUCGACCGGUUCACUCAGGGUCUAACAGACACAGCAAAGAAGAACUUCGGAGGUGGCAAUACAGCGUGGGAAGAAAAAACAUUAUCAAAAUAUGAAUCAAGUGAAAUUCGUCUUGUAGAAAUUAUAGAAAAUCUGUGUGACAGUAGUAACUUUGAAUGCAACAAUAUGGUAGAGGAGCAUGAAGAACAUAUAGAAAUUUGGUGGUUCAAACGGAAGAAGAAUCACCCUGAUUUGUUUAAGUGGCUUUGUAUUGAAACAAUUGAAGUUUGCUGCCCUGUUGGAACACAUGGACCAGACUGUGUUGCUUGUCGUGGGGGAUCAGAAAAGCCUUGCCAUGGAAAUGGCGAUUGUGAUGGAGAUGGCACUAGAGCUGGUGAUGGAUCAUGCAAGUGCAAAAAGGAGUAUCAAGGAGAAUUCUGUUUGGAUUGUUCUGAUGGAUUCUACAACUCUUACAGAAAUGAUACGCAUUCUGUUUGCACAGCUUGUCAUUAUUCAUGCAAAACAUGUACUGGGGCAACCAACAAGGACUGUAAAGAUUGUAAAGAUGGUUGGCUUAGGCAUGAAGAAGCCUGUGUAGAUGUGGAUGAAUGUGCAGUAGAAGAAUCUCCUUGCAAUUCUGAUCGAUAUUGUUUGAACACAGAUGGUUCUUUCGCCUGCAAAGCGUGUGAUCUCAGCUGCUUGGGAUGUACAGGAGAAGGGCCUAAUAAAUGUAAAAGCUGUGUAACUGGCUACGAAAUGAAAGAAGAAACAUGCACAGAUAUAGAUGAGUGCUCACACACUGAAGAAGUAUGUACAGGCGAAAAUACGAAUUGUAUUAAUACUCCAGGAGGUUACAAAUGUAUCUGCUCAGAGGGCUUUGAAGACAAAGAAGGCAUCUGUGUUCCAUCCAUAAAAGCAGAAGAGAAAUCAUCAGCAAAUACAAGUUCAUCUGAUAUCCAUGAAGACUUAUGAUCCACAUUCCAAGAUGAGACAUCGAUAUCUAACCCUUAAAUUAUUGAGCUGAAAACCACUAUCCAAGGCGAUAUGUAAAUGGUGUUAUAUAAGUGCAGGUUGCCAGUGAUUCCCUUUGGAAAUAAAUGAAAAAUUGUGCUUAAAAUUGCAUUUCUGUACAAAAUAAGAACGACUACUUUUUAUACAGGCGUUAUACUAUCCUAGUACUUCUAUCCUAGUAGAAGUGAUUAGUGACAUUUGCUUAAAUCGAAUGGAUUGUGCCCAUUUCAGCACUAUUCGUCAUUUGUGGAGCAAUAGAAAAGGAAAAUACUUGGCAAACGAAAGACUUAGAUUUGGACUUUUUUUAAUUCUUUUUCAAUGUUGGUAAAAGAAGACUGGCAUUUGGAAAAAAUGAGUAAAAUCUUGAUGGUCAACUUUGUCAUUAAAGAUUUAUUGUGGCUGCUUUGUAUUUUC
This is a messenger RNA of Pantherophis guttatus, 1636 nucleotides long. RefSeq names its product CRELD disulfide isomerase 2 (gene CRELD2). The record is from RefSeq and is a predicted model, not a curated record. Gene Ontology annotation, molecular function: calcium ion binding. NCBI's taxonomy places the organism in Eukaryota, Metazoa, Chordata, Lepidosauria, Squamata, Colubridae.